Molecule: messenger RNA, 7124 nt
Organism: Penaeus indicus
Lineage: Eukaryota; Metazoa; Arthropoda; Malacostraca; Decapoda; Penaeidae
Product: TATA element modulatory factor-like
Exons: 27
Coding region: 253-5214 (1653 amino acids)
Cellular component (GO): Golgi apparatus; endoplasmic reticulum
Source: RefSeq, a predicted model, not a curated record
UUUCCUGCCUGCGUGUCAAGUGACCAGAAAAUUUAUUUACUUGUCGGUCCCUUUUUCGUUGUUUUGGGGAUUAAUUCGCUAUUUUCUCUCUUCUCCGGGCGUCGCUUGGGUAUAGAUGGUGUACUUUGGCGUUUGUUGGAGUGCGUGUUCCUCCUCAUCACCGAGAAAAGGGGUUUUGAUCAUGUGGUGAAGAGAAAUGACAGCUUUUCUGGAAAGGAAAGGAGAGGAAAAAAGUGAGAGGGCUGCGACACCAUGAGUUGGUUCGACACGGCUGGGUUCACUUCUCUGGCCAAGUCCGCCCUGAAGGAAGCCCAGCGCACCAUUGACAAAGCCCUAGACAUCGAGGAGGACACUGAGAAUGUCGUGCCGGCCGCGACCUUCACUUCGCCUGGACAGAAAGGGAUUUCAGAGAAGCUCAAAGAAGAAUCGGAGAAUUUCUUCGCCUCCUUCGGCCUCGACAAGAAAAAAUCCCCCCUGACGCCUGCCAACUCGCCUGUGGACACAUCGGCAGGAACGACUCCCGUGCAAGAUGGGCGCAAAACUUCGUCUGCCAUGGUUGGGAGUCUUUGGGGCUCUUUCACUGGUUCCUUCUUUGAAAAUACACUUAUUGGUAAACAGCAGUCAGAGGACAUCCCAGGAAGUACAUCGGAGAAGGACGUGGUUGCCACUCAGCCUCCUCGCAGCAGUACCAGUUUACCGUCACUGAAGCUAGCCAAGAGUCCCGUGUCGACUCAGCCUCGCACGUCUAGCCUGGAAGAGCAGAGAGGAGUUCAGCAGAGUGAAGUUGGAGAAGCCGAGGAGCAGAAGUCGGCAGACGAUGGCGAGGGCAGCAGACAGGAGUGGGGUUGGGGCUGGGAAAGCAGCAUAAUGGUGAUGUCCGGUGAACAGCAGCAGUUGGAAGGGGAAUUUGGUGCAUCCCAAGCUGAGCUAGAAGCCAGAGAGGACAGUUUAGCCGAUGACUCUAUAGAUGUAGAAGGUUUUGCCAGAAGCCGCUUGGUCGUGGGCAGUGUUGACAGCGACAGCGGAGGCUUGAUGCGCCAGGAAAGCCAGGGGUCGCUGUGCGGGAGAUCCGUAGACUUGGAUGUUCCCUCCUCUAUCUCAGAAGAUGUGUUUGAUGGCAACAUGGAGAGCCACAGAACCAGCUUACUAGAGAGGGGCUGUGACCCAGGGAACGAAUUUUCCGAAGCUCCCAGAAGAAGUAGCCUCAGUCAUCUCAUUAGGGCAGAAAACUUAGAGCAAAAGGCUGCAAUGUCACGGGGUAAUUCCGAAGUCGACACACCAGACAGCAUAGUGGUACUCACAUCAGACGGCAGCUCACCAGAGGGGGAUUCUUCACGAGUCAGCACGGGUAGUACCGACAGAUCAAAGCUGACGGUAAACCUGCAUCCCGAAAAAAUCACCAGUCCUAUCAGCUCCCCAGAGUCAAUAGAAGUUCUUGGGUCAUCUAGUCUGGUAACUUCACCUUCUUCUAUAGAGGUUUUAAGUGGUGUAUCAUCUAGCGACUCAUCUCCCACGCAUCAGGAUUCAUGUAGUAAUACCCUAACCCAGGACCUAAGUCCCACUCCUACUCACAUCGUCAGCACUCAGCCGACACUACAUACAUCGAAUAAGCACGCUGUAGAAGCCCCCGCACUCAGUUCUGCCUUGAAUCAGGAGAAAGUCCAGCAGGAAAGCCGAGGAAACGAUAAGUCUUCCAUAGAUAGAAAGGAGUACGAGUCGAAGGGGAAUGCGGAAGAGUCCACUACUAGUCAGGGCCAGGCUGUGGUGAAGCAGCCCACCCACAGGGAGUCAGAGGAACCCGUCAGUUCCUCAAAAGAGGAGGCGAGUCCAAAAGUGCCGGCAGAGAGCAGUCCUGGCAUCAGGGAGGCAGACAGUAGUUCCCGAGCCAGCAGCAGUCUGACCGAGGACACGUCUGCCAGCGAGAGCAUGCAUAGCACAUCCACCUCCAGCACCCACACAGUUCUUGAUGCCAGCUUGAUUGCUCAUGACACUCAAGUACCCACGGAGCCAGUGGAAUCAGCACCACCUGAAGGAGGAACCCAGUCUUCAGCACCUGAAGGAAAUGUUAUUGCUGCAGAUGAAGCCAGCAAGUGUGACAGUGAGGCAGCAGUUGAAGAAAGGAAAGGGGUUGCCACUGCAGCAUCUGGGACUCUCAGUACUGCAGAUGUUGUAGCAGAAGGAAUGGAAGGAAACAUUGCUGGGGCAUCGCUUGACAUGUCAGUGGAAAGUGGUGGCAGUUCUGACACCAUUACAGCCUCUGUGGAUUCAACACAGAUGUUAUGGUCCAGUAGAUCCCACAUCAGUGGAAGCGAACAAGAACAAAUAGACAGUAGUAUAAUUCAGGAUAGUGGAAUGACGGGUUCAGGAGGCUCCGUCGUGAGGUGCCUCCUGGAGGAAGCCAUGGGGGAUGAAGAGGCCACUAGCGGAGCAUCGUCCCCACCAGAGAGGGAACACUCUCCAUCAUCCUCUGAAAGGUCUGAGGCACUGAAAGUCGGAUCUGGCCACACGUCAGGGCACAGCUCGGGUGAUGAGAUUGAAACCACAACAUCAUCUGAUAUUGAAGUUAUAUCCAGCCCAAGCUUAGACGGGAGCACAGUUGCACGAGGAUCGGCAGCAGCGUCAAGAGUCUGGGCGUCCGCACAAAGAGGACUCCGAAGCUUCCUCAACGACAGAUCUGAAUCACCUGCGUCAGAUUCCUCUUCCAACAACAAGAAGAACAAUACAGAGAAAGGUAAUUGUCACUUUUUUUUCUUUUUCUUUUUUUUUCUUUUUUUUUUUUAUUGUUUCUUUCUGCUAACUCUGGAUCACCAUCUCAUAACGACAUUGAAUUUGCCAUUGGUGCAUGAGCAUAGAUAUGUCUUUGUCUCCAGCCCAAGCUUAGACGGGAGCACAGUUGCACGAGGAUCGGCAGCAGCGUCAAGAGUCUGGGCGUCCGCACAAAGAGGACUCCGAAGCUUCCUCAACGACAGAUCUGAAUCACCUGCGUCAGAUUCCUCUUCCAACAACAAGAAGAACAAUACAGAGAAAGCGGAGACCGUCCCCUCAUCCAUGACCACUAGCUUCACCAGCAUCAGCGAAUCCGAAGGAGAGCCCUAUACCCCUCUGGUCCUGGGUGACCUCAAUAGUCUUGAUCAUUCGCGCAUCUCUCAGGUGCUCCACGACUUGCAGCACUUUGAGAAAGGCCAUCGUCGUAACCAGUCAAAUCUCUCGGAAACAAGUGAGAGUUCUUCGGAGCCACAUUCUCCAGAGGUUGAAAAACUUCUCAAGAAAAUAUCACAGUUAUCCGAGAUAUUGGAAGCGCGAGAGACAAAAUUGAUGGAGUUGAGUCAAGUCAAUGCAGCACUACAAGAUACAAAUUUACGAUUAAAAACUAACAUCGAGGAGCUGGAAGGAGGAGGAGGCACAGACGCUACUGAGUCUCUGCGAGAGGAGUAUACUCAGCGCUUGGUCACCAUGGAGAGGAAGUUCCAGCAGGCUCUGCGGGAAAAGGAGGCCAUCAAGAAACAGCUGGAGGAGGUCCGAGCGGAGGCAGCAACACGACUCAGCUCCUCCGAGGUAGCCCGGGAACGCGAGGAAAAGGACAUCGUCAUCCAGGAGCUGCGCGAGGAAGGCGAGAAACUCAGCAAGCAGCAACUCAACUACUCCAACAUCAUCAAGAAGCUCAGGGCCAAGGAGAAGGAAAGUGAGACGACCAUCAAGACUCAGAAAGACAAGUUAGAAGAGCAGUCAAGAGAACUAGAGCGCCUGAGGAAGCAGCUUUCCGCCAAAGAGGAGGUGGAGAGACGCCAGAUCGAUGCCGUCUGUCAGCUCAACACCAAUAAUCAGCGACUGGAGCAGCUGAUAAAGGACACCAAUGCGGAGAACGCUGAACUCGAGGGGAAAAUGUCCGUCUUGAAAACUGCUCUGGAUACUGCCUACAAGGAGAUGGCAGAACUGCAACGCGCUGCAGCGACCAAAGAUGCAGAAGCACAAGAACAAGCGCUGAGUGCAGAAGUCGCAGCAAGAAAGCAGAUAGAAGCUGCUUUGGCUGAGGCACAGUCACAGGCGCGCAGAGAGCAGGAGGCACUCAUGGCUCAGGUCUUGGAGUUGCAGGACACGUUAAGCAGAGCGGAGAGUCAAGCCAACAGGAAAGAGAGGCAACUAAGAGCAGACAUAACGGAACUGCAGCAGAGAGUGUCAGAAGCGGAGAGCCGUGCAGAGGAAUUGUCCGGCGCAGUGAGUGCCGCGACACGACCCUUGCUGCGGCAGAUGGAGAACUUGCAGUCGACCCACGCCACUCAGCAGUCCACGUGGGAGAAUCUGGAAGCAACCCUAACCCGACGACUCAAUGAAGCACAGACAACUGCUGCAUCAAGCCUAGAAAAGGAAAGAGCAGCCCGAGAUCAGUGUUCAGAGAUGGGUGCUAAAGCGGCAGCUCUGCAGACACAGGUGGCCAACUUGCAAGCAGAGAACACAAAGCUUUCCUCCGAGCUGGAAAUCCUCACAGCGAAAAUGAACUCCCUGGCGGAAACGCGAUCGAAAGAGAGCACCCAAAUACAAGCUCUCAAGACAUCCUUCGCUGACGAAAUAAGGGAAGUGAAACGCGAGAGAGACAGCUUGGAACAGCAGCUGGAGAUCGAGAAAACAGCUUUAACGGCAGAGAAAAAGAAGACGUUGGCCCUUCAAGACCAGGUGAAAGAACGCGACCGCAAGCUAAUUCAGGCCACGAGCGGUGCGGGGGAGAGCCACACGAGUACCCCACGCUCUUCACCGACACCCUCUCUAUCUCGGCUAUCCAUGACCGGGUCCCUGAACGAAUCUUUCUCUGGAUCGCAAUGGGGGGAUGAAGUAUUUGAGUCAGGUUGGUCUCGAGGAACAUCCCUCUAUGAAUCCAUGAGAGGAAAUGCAACUGCCACGGUUGAGGCUCUUACUUCACAGCUACGACAGAGAGAAGGGGAAGUCCACCAUCUUCACAGUGAAGUAACAAGGUACGAGGCACAGCGUGAGUCCCUAGCACAAGAGCUUGUCUCAAUGACGAGGCAAAUUGAAACACUUCAGACCAAAGUGCAGGACUUUGAGAGACUAAAGGCACAAUAUACAGACAUGGAGCAGAAAUACAAUGCUCUGCUGCAGAUGCAUGGUGAGAAGGUAGAGGAGGUGGAGGAGUUACGUCUGGACUUAGCAGAUGUGAAGGAGAUGUAUAAGGCGCAGAUCGAUGCUCUCCUCAGACAAUAAAACAGAGUCAUUGAAAAGGGUAAUGAAGCCACGAAGGGAGUGACAACUAUCAUCCUGUUUCUCAGUGCAAUAUAACACAUACCAUCUCUCCAACUUGUAAAAUAAAUGAUGCUGCUUUGCUUGAUCUUUUGAUCGGUCAGUUGAAGACACACAACAGGUUGUGUACGCACGUUGAUUUCAUAUUAACUGUGUGCCAUAAUUCACCAUGAGAGUUUACACCUUUUUUUUUCUUUCUUUUGUUGUUUAAUUUGGUUUUUUGUUGUUUUUUUUUCCCCUGUAUAUACUUUGAUACCCUAGAGAACACAGUUGUGCACAGUUUGAUUGUAUAUUUUGAUACUAUGUAUAUAAUGAAAUAUUUAUUUGUUUAUGUUUUUUUGUUUUCUUUUUUUUGUUACAUAUGACGUUGUUCAGUUAUCAACAACAAAAGAAUCAGCUUUCCUCAUUUAUUGGUAGACUUUAAGAUGCUCUUUAUCAUGAGGUCUUUUACUUAUACUUUUUUCUCUCAUUAUUUCUUUUCUUUUUUUUUGUCUUAAUAGUUUCUUAUUUAGUUGGAAGUAUAUUGUUAAUUCUCAUGUAAUAUGGUUAUCUAUGUUGUAUUUAUUCAUAUAUGAGAUUUUGCCAAAAAAUGUUUGUAAAUACAUAUGAACUACCAUAACAGGGUCUGAAAUUUAAACGUUUCCUCCUUUUUUUCUGAAUAGAAAAAGUGCUUACAUAACAAGUGCUACUUUUAUAUUGAAGCAUAUACAGUAUCAGUAUCUCUUUUAUAUCUAUAUUAUUUUUUUCAAGACUUUUGGUCCUUCUAAGGUUUUAGUUAGAAGUCAUGGCUGGCUGUAAAAUUUCUUAAGAAUCCUAUAUGACAUCAGUUAAAAGGAGCAUUAGGAAUCACACACACAGGAAAAAGUUCGAGCAAUAAUAGUUCUCAUUAUUCACAAUUCACUGAAAUCACUUUCGUUCUUACUGGAUCUAGAGUCUUGGCAGAACAGACCACAGUCACUUUCUAUUUCUAUUUCUAUUUCUCUCUCUGUCUCUCUCUCUCUCUCUCUCUCUCUCUCUCUCUCUCUCUCUCUCUCUCUCUCUCUCUCUCUCUCUCUCUCUCUCUCUCUCUCUCUCUCUCUCUCUCUCUCUCUCUCUCUCUCUCUCUCUCUCUCUCUCUCUCUCUCUCUCUCUCUCUCUCAUUUUUGAGUAAGCAUAAUGGAAUUACUACAGACACCAAUACUGGUCCAUUAUUUAUUUAUUUUAAGCCACAUGUAUGGGAACAUUCCUCUGAUUCAAAAACCAAUCCGUAUAUAUUGUUAUUGUCUUUGUUUUAUAUCUGUCCUUAAAGAUCAUCAUGUGAUAAGAUUUUGUGAUCUUUGGUUUUCUUUGGAUUGGUAAUUCUUUUGCACUAAAAUUUUGUCAGGGUAUAACACAUACAUUGAUAUAUUUAUCAGAUGGAAUUUGUCUUCAGCUUGAUAUUGGCUAGAAGUUUCAUCCUGUUUAUUACAUUCUCCUGACGAACAGAUUUACUAUUAAUGGUACUUUUUGAGUAAUCCAAAAUUAUAAUAUUGAGAUAGCACAAAUGUUGUAUGAUAUUGCAGAUAUAGUUUUUAUAUUAUAUUUCCUUAUCUCCAUCCAUAUAGUGGUGUUUAAGGGCUAAGGGUAUGUACUUCACAUUUCUUCCUGCCAGCUAUGUAGUUGAAUAUCCACUUCUGUAAUUCCGUAUGUUAAUUGAAGAACUCUGUAAGAUGUGAUGCAAAUUGUAUUUAACAUAUUGACUUAUGAGAUAUAUUUAUUUUCUCUUUCAAGAAUUGUGUAGAGUGUUUAAAAGGAAAAUUAUAUUAUUUUAGAGCAUAUAUUAAUUUUUUUGUAUGAAAAGAGAACACAAAAUUAGUGUGAAUUUUAAAUGCGUAUUUAGUAAAGGAAUUUCCACA